AUGGCCGGCUCUUUCGGCACAUCGCCCCACGCAAUACGCUAUCCAGGAGCACCGUCGACUCGAAGUCCUGAGAGAAAAUCACGACGCCAGCACCGGCGUCGAUGCCAACAAUGUGCCGAAUAUAAGAUAGACCAGCGCCGACCUGCCGGGAUGAUGGCCACCAUGCAAUGCUCACGACCAUGGGAAGUUGUAACGGCAGAUUUUGUAGGCCCACUACCACGCUCAACAAAUGGCAACUCGUGCUUGCUAGUGCUCAGGGAUAAGUUCUCCAAGUGGGUGGAACUCGUGCCAGUCCGGAAUGCAACCACCGCCAGUGUUAUAAAGGCGCUACGAGAACGCGUGAUAUACCGGUUUAGCUGCCCUGACGUAUUCCUUACCGACAACGGGAAGCAAUUCACCGGAAAGCCGCUUACACAGUUCCUGGAGAGCCACGGAAUUCAACAUCGUUUCACCGCCAUUUACGCUCCACACGAGAACCCAAACGAGCGCACCAACAGAGUCGUGAAAACUAUGAUCGCCCAACGAGCAAAGGCCGAUCACCGGACCUGGGACCACCAACUAGCCGAAAUAGCUUUCGCGAUAAAUACAUCACAACACGACUCGACAAAAACAUCAGCAGCUGAGAUAAACUUCGGGUACAUACCAGCUACACCGAAACAAAUCCGCAAAGAAGGAAACGUGCCCGACGAAGAAGCCACCACCGUGCCGACACUCACCGAGCUUUGGCAAGAAGUUUCUCGCAACUUGUCCACCGCAGCAAAACGCCAGAAGAGAUACUACGAUUUGCGCAGACGACCAUGGAAGCCACUUAUCGGCGAGAAAGUACUCAAAAGAGAUCAUCCGCUCUCUUCCGCAGUAAACAACUUUGCACAGAAGCUUGCUCCGAAGUAUUCUGGCCCAUAUAUCGUCAGAAAAUUCAAGUCGACCAAUACAGUUGAACUUGUGAAGCCGCCGGACGAGCCGCAAAGGCCGCCACCUUUCCGGCCACCCCCGGAAGCACGACCGCGGGUGCACCCGAAUACAACCGCGUUAUAUGCGAUAAGUACCGACAACACUGGGUCAGCUGCCCGAACUCGUCCUAGGGUACCCAGACAGCACCUGGAGCACAGCGUCAACGCCUCCACCCGAAGUCGGCCGGCCACAGAACCAGCGGCAUUAGAAGCAUUGCUACGACAGACGCCGCUCAGCACCAACGCCCGGAAGCUCCCGACCACCAGGCGAGCCCCAACGCCACGGGAAGCAGACCGUGAAGCUGGUGCUGCGACAGAGCCGCGCGCCGCCCAAACCCCGACGCACCCAGCAGGCCAAGCGAAGGCCCAGGUAACGCUCUCCGCCAAACAAAGCGACCUGCCGACUGCAGCUUCGCUCCAACUCGGCCAGCGACGCACGGCAAAGAGUACCGCGAGGAAGGAAGCCAGUACCGCGGAGCUACUCGCAGAGAAGGUGCAAGAGGCACCCGCUACAACAACGUCGGCAUGCUCGAACGACGAUGGGGCGUCUGCCCCAGCAAUUGACAAGACCAACGUCGAGACGACGCCGCCUCACCCAAAAGCGACGCCAACCCCGACAACGAUCCGGCCUCCAACUGCCGAGAUCAGCGCGCAACCGGCCACGCCUGAGCCACUCGCAGAGAAGGUGCAAGAGGCGCCCGCUACAACAACGCCGGCAUGCUCGAACGACGAUGGGGCGUCUGCCCCAGCAAUUGACAAGACCAACGUCGAGACGACGCCGCCUCACCCAAAAGCGACGCCAACCCCGACGACGACCCGGCCUCCAACUGCCGAGAUCAGCGCAUAA
Molecule: messenger RNA, 1797 nt
Organism: Bactrocera dorsalis (oriental fruit fly)
Lineage: Eukaryota; Metazoa; Arthropoda; Insecta; Diptera; Tephritidae
Product: proteoglycan 4-like
Exons: 1
Coding region: 1-1797 (598 amino acids)
Biological process (GO): DNA integration
Molecular function (GO): nucleic acid binding
Source: RefSeq, a predicted model, not a curated record